AUGUCAGUAUUGAAUAAUCCACUUUAUCGUCCUUUAUUAGAAGUGCUUAGAUCAGCUCGAAAUGGGGUUGUUUAUGGAGGUAAGAUUCGAUUUCUGCAUGCCUUGGUUAUAAAUUUAUUAUAUAAAUCAGGACCAAUAUUACCUCGAUUAAAGCAAGUACUAUCAGCAACUAAGAAUCAUGCUGAAGUUUUAGCAUCAUUUGCUAUUAUUUAUAAAUUGGCUAUUGUUAUAUUAUCUCAUGAAUUAUUUUUAGGAUCAUCUAAAUUAAAAUUAGCUAAAUUUUUUGGUGGAGCUAUUGGAGCUUGGGUAGUUUAUAGUCAACAUUUUUCAUAUUUUAAUUCAGGUAUAACUCAUCAAAUUACAUUAUAUUGUUUUUCAAGAGUUUUAAUAGCAGUUGGUAAAAUAUUAGUUGAUCAAUAUUUACAAUCUGCUCAACCAAAAUUUAGAACUGUUGGAGGUAAUAUUUUAGUAUUUGAUGAAUUAACGAAUAAACAACAACAUAAAUUGAAAACAAGUAUUUAUAAUAAAUCUUGGAAAUAUUUUGCUGUAUUAACUUGGGCUUUGGUUAUGUUUAUUUAUGAUUAUCAACCUCAAUAUUUACAAAGUUCAUUAAGACAUAGUAUGGCAUAUAUCUAUGAUGUUGAGUAUGAUAGUUGGAGUACAUGGAGAGAAUUCUUAGGUGUAUAG
Molecule: messenger RNA, 687 nt
Organism: Scheffersomyces coipomensis
Lineage: Eukaryota; Fungi; Ascomycota; Pichiomycetes; Serinales; Debaryomycetaceae
Exons: 1
Coding region: 1-687 (228 amino acids)
Cellular component (GO): peroxisomal membrane
Source: RefSeq, a predicted model, not a curated record